CUCACUUUUUCCCCUCAAUUUUUUCAUGUCUCUCUUUCAAAACGGCUACAACACCCACUCUAAUUUCAUCACGCGUCCUCUUAGCCUUUUUUCUUCCUCACAUAUACCUUUAUUUAUUAAAUCUAUAAUGACAUAAAAGUUUGAUGAGCAGCUAAAUUUCGUUGCUUCUCAUGUAAUGUUAGUCUGCUUCAAGGGCAGAGACAUAAGGAUAUUGAUGUAGUCGUUUCAUGUGAUUUGUUGUUUCAGAUGUGGAGGGCAGCUACAACGGAGUUAGUAGCAACAGCCUGUCUUAUAUUUACUCUAACAACUACCAUUAUCGCAUGCUUGAAUUCUCAUGAGGCUGAACCUAAGCUUCUUGUUCCUUUUGCCGUAUUCGUAAUUGCCUUCCUCUUCCUCAUGGUGACAGUUCCGCUUUCCGGAGGCCAUCUGAGCCCGGUCUUCACCUUCAUUGCUGUUUUGAAAGGUGUCAUAACUCCUGCAAGAGCUGCCAUAUAUGUGUUGGCUCAAUGCUUUGGCUCAAUCAUAAGUUUUGCUGUACUGUAUAGGGCAAUGAACCAGAAUGCAGAACAGAAGUACUCUUAUGGUGGGUGUAUAAUUAAAGGAAAUGGGGAAACAACUGGAAUUGAUGCUGGAUCAGCUUUAAUCCUGGAAUCUACAUGCACAUUUGUGGUACUGUUUGUUGGUGUAACAGUGGCAUUUGAUAAGAAAAGGUGCAAGGAACUUGGGUUGGGAAUGGUUUGUAGCAUAGUGGCAGGGGCAAUGGCACUUGCAGUUUUUGUGUCCAUAACAGUAACUGGGGAGGCUGGAUAUUCAGGGGUGGGCCUCAACCCAGCAAGGUGCUUAGGCCCUGCAGUGAUUCAUGGAGGCCGAUUAUGGAAAGGGCACUGGGUUUUCUGGGUAGGUCCUUUUGUUGCUUGCAUUGUUUAUUAUGGUUAUACUAAAACCUUACCAAGAGAAGGUUUAGUGUGGGACACAUCCACCAAUGACUUCAUAAAUUUGACAAAAGCCUUCAUCAGAGGGACUUCCAUUCCACCUCCUCUCCAAGAUGAAAGUGAAGAUAUCAAUGCACAUAUGUAAGUUUUUACAGAAUUAAAGUAAAGAAUUAGAA
Molecule: messenger RNA, 1108 nt
Organism: Mangifera indica (mango)
Lineage: Eukaryota; Viridiplantae; Streptophyta; Magnoliopsida; Sapindales; Anacardiaceae
Product: probable aquaporin PIP2-8
Exons: 1
Coding region: 247-1077 (276 amino acids)
Biological process (GO): transmembrane transport
Cellular component (GO): membrane
Molecular function (GO): channel activity
Source: RefSeq, a predicted model, not a curated record